Amaranthus tricolor (Joseph's coat) is the source of this 793-nucleotide messenger RNA. Its product is annotated as 40S ribosomal protein S23-like. The record is from RefSeq and is a predicted model, not a curated record. The coding region runs from base 155 to 583 and encodes 142 amino acids. Gene Ontology annotation, molecular function: structural constituent of ribosome. The transcript has 4 exons. NCBI's taxonomy places the organism in Eukaryota, Viridiplantae, Streptophyta, Magnoliopsida, Caryophyllales, Amaranthaceae. Gene Ontology annotation, biological process: translation. Gene Ontology annotation, cellular component: cytosolic small ribosomal subunit; ribosome.
AACUAGAAACCCUACCCUAUAUAAGUCUCUUGUAGUCUUUCUUCGCCUAGAAUUAGGGUUUUAAGCACCAGCCGGCGACACAGAGAGAAGCAGAUUCUCGAACCUUAGUCCAUUUUCGUAGGCCGUAGCUUGAAAAUCUCUACUCUCGUCAAUCAUGGGGAAGACACGUGGUAUGGGAGCUGCUCGCAAGCUCAAGUCCCACCGCAGAAGGCAAAGAUGGUCUGACAAGCAAUACAAGAAGUCUCACCUUGGAAAUGAAUGGAAGAAGCCAUUCGCUGGUUCAUCCCAUGCUAAGGGAAUUGUCCUCGAGAAGAUCGGUAUUGAGGCAAAACAGCCAAACUCCGCUAUUCGUAAGUGUGCUAGAGUUCAAUUGAUUAAGAACGGGAAGAAGAUUGCAGCUUUCGUCCCCAAUGAUGGUUGUUUGAACUUCAUUGAAGAGAAUGAUGAAGUUUUGAUUGCUGGAUUUGGACGUAAGGGUCACGCCGUUGGAGAUAUUCCGGGAGUUCGUUUCAAGGUUGUGAAGGUGGCAGGUGUAUCUUUACUUGCUUUGUUUAAGGAGAAGAAGGAAAAGCCAAGGUCUUAAACUUAAGGAAUGUCUAGGACACAUACUGCAUAGCAGUAUUGUGUUCCUGCAGUUUGAGAAAUAGUGGUGGAACUGUGUUAUCAAGCUGUUAUUGUGGACUUUGUUUCGGUUUAUUUCAACUACAAUGUAUUAGUGAUUAUGCAACAUCAGUUUUGAAGCUACAAAUUUACUUUUUUUUGUUGCCUAAAUAUUUUGUGCAAUUUGUUUCCA